Molecule: messenger RNA, 862 nt
Organism: Fusarium oxysporum Fo47
Lineage: Eukaryota; Fungi; Ascomycota; Sordariomycetes; Hypocreales; Nectriaceae
Product: bZIP transcription factor
Exons: 1
Coding region: 83-727 (214 amino acids)
Source: RefSeq, a predicted model, not a curated record
UGUCACCACAAUCAUCUGCCAACUCUGCUACUGUUAAGAAUCGCCAUUUACGGCUUCGAUAUUUAUUCCCUAAGUCAGCAUCAUGACAUCCAAGAGUAACACUCCAGGCGUAACAAAAUGGACGCUCAACCCCAACUCCACUCGGGUGCGCGAUAAUCAACGUCGUCAUCGUGCCCGUGUCAAAGCCCGGAUUGAGUCUCUUGAGGAUCAGUUGAACGCAACACAGCAAGAGCUACGAGCAGCGCAUGCGCGCAUUGAUGAACUCGAGUCUCUUCUUGCUUCGUAUCCCCCCAUGAUCGUCUCGUCUAGACAAGGCGAAAGUGCCGCCGAGCUUGCAGUAUCUAAUAGUGGCUGCGAUGGACCGACGUGCUAUCGUCACAUCCUUACAACCAUCGAUCAGCGUUCCAGACAACAGGAUUUGGAUAAAAAUGCUGUCGCGCCAUUUUUUGAGAUACCGCCAGCCAAUGUCCCCGCGUCUGAUUUGUUUUCUACGGCUCAGCAUUACGAUAAGGAUGAUCAACUACCCCCAGUCGCGGCUGGCGAAUCGACAACCCUCUGUCGCUUGGCGUAUGAAAUCAUCGAUCAGCAUAAUAUGGCUGGCGUCGAGUCAUCUGAGAUAGAAAAUUGUCUCCGACCGGGCUUCAGGCGCGCAACAAGAAUGGGAGAAGGAUGCAGGGUUGAGACCACGAUUCUGUACGCGUUGAUUGAUCGCAUCAACCCUGUCUAAAUGAUGUUCGACAGGUGGGGCAACAAUGAGAAGAACGGUGAGACUGGGUACUUGUAUUAAAGUUUGCGACUCUCUCCGCACCAAUAGCUAUUCCUCCGGAUUCGGAGAUCAUCCCCGAAUAGCUCAGCUGGAAGA